Molecule: messenger RNA, 2030 nt
Organism: Pseudopodoces humilis (Tibetan ground-tit)
Lineage: Eukaryota; Metazoa; Chordata; Aves; Passeriformes; Paridae
Gene: DOCK8-AS1
Product: DOCK8 antisense RNA 1
Source: RefSeq, a predicted model, not a curated record
AUGCGCCCGCCCGGUCGCUGUCACUGCUCGUUCACCGGGGAGAGUCUCGGCUCCACCAUUCAACCCACGGGCAGCAGCAGCAGCAGCAGCAGGAGGAGGAGGAGGAAACAACAACUCGCAGCCGCCCGCCGCCAACGCCGCCGCCGUCGCCGCCAGCCAGCGCGAGCGAGCGCGAUCCCUCCGCCCGGAGAAAGAGUCCCCUCCUCCUCCGCGCCCCCUCCUCAGCCCCCACGGCCCCGCGCGCCGCCCCUUCCCCCCGCGCCCCCCUCCAGUCCCCGGCGCUGCCUGGCGGGGGCAGCCGGGGGGGAAGAAGGGGGGAGCCGGGCUCUCCUGCCCCCCGGCUGCCGCCCCGCUGCCGCGGCGGCCCCCGGCGCUGUCCGGCGCUGGAGGGGAGAGAGGGGCGAGCGCUACGCGUUUAUUAGCGGGAAGGCGGGCGGGCUGUGGCAGAAGAUGUCGGCGGGGUGGGCGGGAAGGCGGCGGGCGGGCGGUGAAAGGCGCUUUCUCUGCGCGGUGCCGGAGCGCGGAGGGAUACGACGCACGGGGAGGAGGAGGGGCUGCGGCGGGGCAGCGGCGACUCGCGGCGGCGGCGGCGCUGGAAGUUCCCGAGUUCUAGCGUCGCAAGAAUGGGAAGCGAGCGAAGCCAAAAUGCCCCCGGGGAGCGCGGCCCCACUGGGGAAGGCCGGCGCUUCCACACUCCCCGCUCGCCGAGGCUCCCCCCUAGCCCAGCCCGCUCCCUCGGAGCCAGCCAGGGACCUCGGGGCUCGGCCAGGGGCUUUGGCAUCUGCGCAUCAGACAUACGGGACUGACGAAUCUCCUGCCUUCCAGGAGCGAUGGGCAGAGAGGAGGAGUGUUGUCAACGAGAGGACGAGCGAUGGAUGGUGAUGCCUGCAACCUAUGGCUGAACUGGAGGUAAUUCACUAGCGGAUCGAUAACCUACCGAAGGUUCCUGAAAGGCUGCAACAUUGUACGGAGCCCGGUUAGCGGUUAAAUCGUUUCUUUAUUUAAUAUUUGCUAGCUUGAGGAUACUGAAUAAAACGUUCUAGUUUGUGCUCUGUUUCUUUACUGCUUACAGGAAAAAGGAAAAUAAAAACUAAGCAGAUGUCUACUGAUAAUUAGCUUUUUUAAAAAUCCAUAUCUGGUGAAGGAUUUAAAGGAGCAUGAUCUCGGUUGUCUUUAUGUUUUGCAACGUGUCUGCGCUUUUUCAGGUCGCGUUUGGGCCUUGCAAGAACGAAUGUGUUUGUGCACAAUAAGAAUUAAUUUAGCAGGGAUCAGUGUAAACAGGAGAAGCUGUAAUUUUUUAAUAUUCCUUUAGCCUCAGUUAUUAACUGAUGCAACUUGUGAAGCAAAGACAAAAGUAUAUUUGAAAUUAUAUAGAAACUAGACAAAGAACUAUUUUUUUACUGUACAUAAAACCCCCUGAAAUUCUCAACUAUCUAACUUCCAACAAAAUUAAAUUUGAACAUUUCUGUGCAGCUGGGUAGCAGAGGGUAACAUGAGUUGAGCAUUUUUAUACGUGUUUCCAAUGCCUGCAAGCUCAGUGCAUGAGCUUGAGCUUUGUGCUUGACAUGGUGAGAAAGCUUCGAUGCAAUCACCCUUCUGCUUUAUUGAAGAAAUGUUACCCUGAAAGGUUAAAGAAAGGAGGCUAAAAUAUCACUUAUUUCUAUUGUCUUAUUAUAAAAAUUAUUUUUAUAUAGUGGAUGUCUAGAUGCUGUGCAUUUUUUACACACAAUUAUACCAUGUCAUAAAAAAUAUUUAAAAUCCUAAUCUGGAAAUCGUUAUCAUAAGGGUAAAUGUAUUUUGUAGGAGACAUUAUUUUUUUAAAAAAAAAAAAAGCAAGACUGUAUGUACUCGAUUUGAUUGCUACAUCUGUAGCAAUAAUCACUAUGUGUUUAAAAAUGUACAUGUAUCUCCCUUUCCCCAGAUUUGUAACAAUAACCACUCUGAUUCAGCUUAAUUUUAAAUCCACACUUCAAGUAAUUGAAACAGAAAUGAAAGCAUAUUUAAUGUCUAAUAAAGAUUUUAAAAAUAAA